Rhinichthys klamathensis goyatoka is the source of this 2490-nucleotide messenger RNA. It is a transcript of the gene ptbp1b, whose product is annotated as polypyrimidine tract binding protein 1b. The record is from RefSeq and is a predicted model, not a curated record. The transcript has 16 exons. Bases 89 to 1837 code for a protein of 582 amino acids. Gene Ontology annotation, biological process: regulation of cell differentiation; regulation of RNA splicing; mRNA processing. Gene Ontology annotation, molecular function: mRNA binding. Lineage: Eukaryota; Metazoa; Chordata; Actinopteri; Cypriniformes; Leuciscidae. Gene Ontology annotation, cellular component: nucleus.
UCAACGCACUCCGCCAUUUUGUAGCGCUUUAAGAAAACUCAGCCAAGCAUCAAAGUUGCGGAUCAGAGCUGCUGUUCCUCUGUAUGCGAUGGACGGCCGCCUAGAGACUCAAUUGUAUCCUAUGGGAUCAAGUUACGCAGAAUUAGACGUUGUUCACGAUAUUGCAGUUGGCACAAAGAGAGGAUCUGACGAGCUGUUCUCCUGUGUUUCCAGUGGGCCUUAUAUCAUGAGCUCAGCAGCCAACGGCAACGACAGCAAGAAGUUCAAAGGUGAAAUCAGAAGUCCUGCCGCCCCGUCCAGAGUUAUACAUGUCCGGAAGCUGCCCAAUGACAUCAACGAAGCAGAGGUCAUCUCCCUCGGCCUUCCGUUUGGCAAAGUCACCAAUCUGCUCAUGCUAAAGGGAAAGAACCAGGCUUUCUUGGAAAUGAAUACUGAAGAAGCAGCACAGACAAUGGUUACUUACUACUCCUCCGUAACACCCGUCAUCAGAAAUCAUCCCAUCUUCAUGCAAUACUCCAACCACAAAGAGCUGAAAACAGACAACUCACCAAACCAAGUGAGGGCACAGGCAGCACUGCAGGCAGUAAAUGCUGUCCAGACAGGUAGCAUGACUCUAGGUGCUGUUGACCCAUCCGGUAUGACUGGCCCCAGCCCUGUCCUGAGAGUCAUCGUUGAAAACCUAUUCUACCCUGUGACCUUAGAUGUCCUGCACCAGGUAUACACUUCCUCUAGUCUAUUCUACACCGUGACCUUAGAUGUCCUGCACCAGAUCUUCUCCAAGUUUGGCACAGUGCUGAAAGUGAUCACAUUCACCAAAAACAAUCAGUUUCAAGCUCUACUCCAGUUUGCCGAUGGCCUGACAGCACAACAUGCCAAGCUGGCUCUAGAUGGCCAGAACAUCUACAAUGGCUGCUGUACCCUGCGCAUUAGCUUUUCCAAACUUACCAGCUUAAAUGUCAAAUACAAUAACGACAAGAGCCGUGACUACACUCGUCCAGACCUGCCCACAGGGGACAGCCAGCCUACUCUUGAACAUCACCAUAUGGCUGCUUUCGCUACUCCCGGGAUCAUCUCUGCCUCACCAUAUGCGGGAGCACACGCCUUCCCUCCGCAUUUUGCUAUCCAGCAGGCUGCAGGGUUGACAAUACCUGGGGUUCAUGGAGCCCUGGCCUCACUGGCCAUGCCUGGGGCAGCAGCGGCCGCUGCGGCUGCAAGCAGAAUGGGCUUCCCCUCCCUCCCCGGAACCCACUGCGUUAUGCUGGUCAGCAACCUGAACCCAGAGAGAGUUACGCCCCACUGCCUCUUUAUUCUCUUCGGUGUAUAUGGGGAUGUAAUGAGAGUAAAAAUCAUGUUCAACAAAAAGGAGAACGCUCUAAUACAGAUGUCUGAUGGGACACAGGCUCAACUCGCAAUGAGCCAUCUAAGCGGGCAGAAGUUAUACGGCAGGCCCCUGCGCAUAACACUGUCCAAACACACGACUGUCCAGAUGCCACGGGAGGGACAUGAAGACCAGGGUCUCACCAAAGACUACAGCAACUCUCCUCUCCAUCGCUUCAAGAAGCCAGGCUCCAAAAACUACUCCAACAUCUUCCCUCCCUCAUCUACCCUGCACCUGUCUAACAUCCCACCCGCCGUUGUUGAAGAUGACCUGAAGAUGCUCUUUGGUAGCAGUGGUGGUCUCGUCAAGAACUUCAAGUUCUUUCAGAAGGAUCGCAAGAUGGCUCUGAUUCAGAUGGGUUCAGUGGAGGAAGCAAUCGAGUGCCUUAUCCAGUUCCACAACCAUGAUCUUGGAGAAAACCACCAUCUUAGGGUUUCCUUCUCCAAGUCCACCAUUUGAGAGAAAUAUUCUCUAGAAUGGGCGGGAGUGGCCAGUCGUUGUAAACCUUAAUGAGUCUUAAUCACAAAGCUCACUUCCAUCAUUCCAUUAUUUUAUUUAAGAGGCAUUUUAGUGGAUAUUUACAAAUGUUCUUUUUAUUUUAUUUUAGUCAAAUUUUUAGAACAGAUGUAUUAUUAGUUUCCCCUGAAAAGUUCAUUAACUGUAUGUAUCACUCCAUCUAUUAGUUUCAGUCUAGUUAAGGCUUGUAAAAUGAUUUAUAUAGAAGCAGAGACAAACCACUUCAGGCCUUUGAUUCCAUUUGUGCCUUCAGAUCUCUAGAACCUCAGUCAAACAUCUGCAACUAAUGUUUGCAAAUCUGUGGUUAAGAGUCCAUUUCGUGGCCUCGGGGCCAAGCAUUGAUGCUCCUAUGAGACAUGGAUAAUUUCAUCAGGCUGAUGGUACAGGCCUUAAACUCUGCGCCUCUGCGUUAUGUAUCUCCCAAUAGGUUUGUAGUCAUCAUAGCCUCUAGCUUCAGCAUUUAUACUGUAUUUUAGACAUAGAAUGUUUACAGUCAUUUUUUUCCCUUCAAGUUAAUGCAAUCAUUUUUGUUUGAAUCCUAUAGUGUUGUCAAGAUUUGUAUUGUUUUUAUACUGUGGGCCAUUGCAUGUUGGCUG